GUAAGAACCACCCACUCUGGUGUUUCUCAGGAUUAUAGGUUUUUAGGUCAAACAGAAACCCCGGGGAACCGCCUGAAAAAGACAAAUGCAGGCAGCUCCAUUCUGCCCAGGCUGGAUGACGUGGCCUCCACUGUUGUUUGUCGCGGAGGCUGCGGAGCCCAAAUGUGUGUGCAUCUCUCCCUGUGCACCCCUCAGCUGCCAGGAGCACUCGUUAUUCUGGCGAAGAGAUCAGAUCUGAAGUCGCUCGUGUACCAGAACUUUCUCUGCUGGCCUAAAGGCUCGGUGCGACAUCCCAAGGUGACCUUGCCCACUACUCCGUUCAUCUCGGAAGCUUGAGCAGUGGGCCCGCCACACUUGUUUUCGUUUUCUUUCUCAUCAUCAAGCAGCUCAACUAUGGGUGAGACGCAGGAGCCUCUGGCCAUGACCGUGCAUCUCCUGGCCAACUCUGGGCAUGGCUCGUUUUUGCAGCAGACUCUAGAUCAGCUUCUGGACUUCAUUUGCCCGGAAGUCCGUCUCUUCCUGGUGUCGGAGAGGGUCAGCCCAGUGAGAUACUAUGACAGGCACCCUCCGAAGCGGUCCCGCUUCCCAGGGAUGUCUGUUUUACUCUUCCUUCACGAAAGCCUCGGAGAGGAGCGGCUGUUUCGUGUUCUGGACUCCCUGCAGCGAUCGCCCUGGCAGUGCUACCCGACCCAGGAUGCACAGGGGCGGCUGCGUCCCUACCUCCUUGACAACCAGGAGUUCUACAGCCUGGACAACCAGAUGCCUGUCUGGGGUGUGAGGCAGGUGCACUGCGGGGCUGAGAUCCUGCGGGUGACACUCUACUGCAGUUUUGAUAACUAUGAGGAUGCCAUCAGACUCUAUGAGAUGAUCCUGCAGAAAGAGGCCACACUGCAAAAGAGCAACUUCUGUUUCUUCGAGCUCUACGCCACAGAGAGCUUUGCUCUGCAGCUCUCCCUGAAGCAGCUGCCCCUGGGAAUCUCGGUGGACCCAAAAGAAUCCUCAGUGCUGCAGUUCAAGGUUCAGGAGAUUGGCCAGUUAGUGCCUCUGCUACCCAACCCGUGCGUUCCCAUCAGCAGCACCAGGUGGCAAACUCAGGAUUAUGAUGGCAACAAGAUUCUGCUUCAGGUCCAGGUGAAUCCAGAGUUUGAUGUUAGGCAAGGUGAGCUUUCCUUUGUGGAUGGCAUCUCAGAAGCUGAUAUGACUCCCCAGAGCUCCAGGCUGACCUCUGAUUCUUCAAGAAGAACCCUGGAACAAAGGAUGCGGAAGAGCCGGGGCAGGAGGUUGGGGGUGCAUUCUGUGGAGUUCCCUGAGCCUGGUGGGAGUCCAGCAUCAGACAAUCCUGGUGGCACUUUGUGGAAGGGCCCCAGCCAGUCAUCAAUGGCCAGCAGCCCAGACAUGGGCACCCGGCUACAUCUGCCUUCUCCCCACCUUGAACAUGGGGCUAGAAUGAAGGACCUCAACUGGGAAAACAGCUUUCAGAAGUUGGAGGCAGAGACAAAUGUUGAUACAGGGUUCACCACCAUCAAUUCUGAGUCUAGAAACUCUUUCCUGGGCAGAUUUUCAAAGGAUUUACAGACUAACCAGUCACCACCCUGUUUGCAAGCCUCUUCAUUACAAGAAAUUCCCUCUCCAAACAGCAGAGUCCUAAAGGAAAGAGUUAGUUCCCUGGCAUUUGCUGGCCCAAGGGAUGCAAGUGCCAGGAAGAUCAUCUCAAAGUGCUCCCUUCAUCACCCAGGCCAGGGUGCAGAGAAAGAAGAGGAAGAAUUCUUUAUAUAGCAUAAAACAAAUGUGGCUUUUUGAAACAUAAAAAAAAAGAUCAGAUAGAAUAUUCUAGAAAUGGGGCACUGACACUACAUCAUCCGGCUUCUUAUUCAUUGGAGGGGGCCUGAAUGCGCCCCAUGCACAGAUCCAUAUUGCUUUCAUUUCAAAUGUUCAAAGUCUACACAGAUGCUGGGAGUGGUUCUUUAUUUGCCAUCAGAGUCAUAAGAGGGAGAACCAGCAGAGGCAAAGAGUGCCCAACACUUGUGCUCCCAGGAGGCCCACUGACCCAGCUGGAUGUGUUGAGUUCAGCACCUAUCAAGACAAUUGCAUUGCACGCAAAUGAAUCGAUGUAUUCUGCAAGACUGAUUAGUGGAUGUAAUUUGGUUUUAAUUUUUCCUUGGAUUGCAUAGCUCAUCCCCCUGGACAGCAUGGACUGUUUAUUCUUUAGUGCUUUUUAAUGUUUAUGUGGCCUCCUUUGAUAACUAGGCCCUGUUUACCACACACCCUCUUGUGAUUUUGCCUUUAAAGUUAUUUGCAUCUAAAAUGAGUGAAAAUGCAAAGUGUUUUGAAAAUUGUCAACAGUUUUUUUCUUGUGUAAUGAGCAGAAACAUUGGCAGCCAGAGAAUGGGGUUACAAGUGAUUGCUAGGCUCCUUCCUGCUCCCUCCAUUUCUCAUUGUUUUUGCCCUUCUCUGAAGAGGGCAGGGGCUCUCAUUACAAACCCGAGAGGAACAAGGGUAAUGGGAUACUUCAAGAGCUCUGCUGAGCAUGGCCGGGAGAUUGGACUCGUCGGGCUGCUGGAGCAGGACUGCAUUCCUCGGGCGUGUCUGAAUCCACCUGUUUCUCUGCAACAUUCAUUCAUUCACUUACACGCUCUACUCAGUACCUACUUAUUGAAUCCCUAGGAUUGAACCAGGUAUUUUAUUCUCGUCCAAAUACAUGUAUAUGGUCCAAAUACAUGCAGUGGCCACCCAAUCCAAAAAAUGUUUAUGAUUUUACCACUAAGGAAUAUCUAUUCUGCCAACUUUUACUUUUUUAAGGGUUUAUUUAUUUAUUGGAAAGCAGGGAGAGAGAGAGAGAGAGAGAGAGAGAGAGAGAGAGAGAGAGGUCCUCUGUCUGCUGGUACACUCCUCAAAUGGUCAUAAUGGCCAAGGAUGGACCAGACAGAAGCCAGGAGCCAGGAGAUUCAUCCAGGUCUCCCAUGUGGAUACAGAGGCCCAAGUACUUGGGCUAUCUUCCACAGCUUUCCAGGGCUCAUGCUUUCCAAGGUUGAUGGGAAGUGGAGAAGCCAGGAUUAGAACUGGUACCCACAUGUGAUGCUGCAUUGCAGGCUGUGGCUUAACCUGUAGUGCCAUAGCACUAACCUCUAGGCCACUUUUUUUUAAUACCAGCUUUUUUUUUUAAGAUUUAUUUAUUUAUUUGAAAGAUUUACAGAGGGAGAAGGAGAGGCAGAGAGAGAGAGAGAGAGAGAGAGAGAGGUCUUCCAUGACUAGUCCGCUCCCCAGUUGGCCACAAUGGCCGGAGUUGCACCUACCAGAAGUCAGAAGCCAGGAGCUUCCUUCAAGUAUUCCCAUAUGAGUGCAGGGGCACAAGGACUUGGGCCAUCUUCUACUGCUUUCCCAGGUCAUAGCAGAGAGCUGGAUCAGAAGUAGAGCAACUGGGACUUGAACUGGCACCCAUACAGGAUGCUGGCACUGCAGGCAGCAGCUUUACUGGCUACACCAUGGUACCAGCCCCUCUAUGCAUGUUUUUAAAAGUCUGAAGUCUGUGUGUUUCAGUUAAUUUAUAAACUCCAUGGACUUCAUUCUCCAGGACAGAUGCUACACAUAUGAACUCUGACUUAGUGGGGUCUUUUGGAGACCUGGGUACUUAGUACACCUGGCUGAGGAGAAGCAUAUAUCAAGCCUGAAUGCAUCUUGUGGAAGCAAGACCAGGUUGAAUUUGGGGGCCCUGCCUAGCACAAGGGGUAGAAAUGGAGGAGGGUUACCCACGGACAAAGACAAGUCUUCUGCAUUUCUAGAAUUAUUUUUGUCCUUAAAACAUAUAUUCUCAUUUCUUUUUUAAAAAAAUUUAAAAAAAAGAUUUUUAUUCAUUUUAUUUGAGAAGUAGAGUUAGACAGUGAGAGAGAGACAGAGAGAAAGGUCUUCCUUCCAUUGGUUCACUCUCCAGAUGGCUGCAACAGUUGGAGCUUCACCAUUUUGAAGCCAGGAGCCAGGUGCUUCCCCCAAUCCUCCUAUGUGGGUGCAGAGGCCCAAGUACUUGGGCCAUCUUCUACUGCUUUCCCAGGCCAUAGCAGAGAGCUGGAUUGGAAGUGGAGCAGCCAGGACUAGAACUGGCGCCCAUAUGGGAUGUGGGCACUGCAGGCAGAGGAUUAACCUACUAUUCCAUGAUGCUGACCCCUCUCAUUUCUAUUUUAUUUGUCUCUUGCAGAUCAAAAGUUGAUCUUAUAAAAUGAAAUACAGAAUUCAAUUUUGGUAUGGCUUUCCAAAAUGUCAGCAAAAAAGUAAUGGAAGUCUUAUUUCAGUUGAACUAUUUAGUUACUUUAAAAUCAUGACAGGGAGAAGUUUGAAUUCCCUUCCCACAUUUUUUGUUAAAUGCUGUUUAUAUUUCUUUGACAUAAUACAGGGGUAAGACUCUAAGUACAUGGAAAUCAUAAAGAAUAUUAAGAAAUUUGAAUGAGUACCCUACAAAAGAGACUUUUAAAAUAAUAUACUCUUUAAAUGUCCCAUACUCUAUCCUACUCAACAUAGAAAUACAAUUCACGACACAAUGAGUUGGAAAUACCAUGAACUGGGUGGGAGAGCCCCAGAUCUUGGUCUCAGAUUUUCAGUUUGCUGUUUAUGUGAUCUUGAACUUGUCAGACUCUCUAACCCUCUGUUGUCUUAUCUACUGUAACAAUAGGUGUUAGGAGAAUCAAGAUUAUGCAUAUGAAAGCAUUUGGAUAUUAUUAUUAAGUGUGAUAUUUUAUUGUAUUUAUUGUUAUAUUGUAUUAUUAAUACAAUUGGCCCUUCAGAUGAACAGUUUGACAAUGUCAUGACAACAAAGAUUAUUUUACAAAAUAACUUUUAGUAAUAUCAAUGAGACCACUAAAAAAAUAAAUCCAGGAGUGGGCAUUUGACAUAACAGGUAAGAUAUCUCUCGGGAUGCCAACAUCCCACAUUGGAGUGCCUGAAUUCAUGACCCAACUCUGCUUCCCAUUCUGGUUUCCUGAUAAUGUGCACCCUAGAAGGCAGUGCAGAAGGCUCAGUUAUUUUGGUCCCUACCACCCAUGUGGGAACCCUGGAUUGAAUUCCAGACUGGCUCAGUCCAGGCUCUUGUAGGCAUUUGGGGAGUGAACCACCAGGAGGUUCUGACUCUAUCUUUCUCUCUGCCUUUCAAGUAAAUAAAAAUAAAGUAAAUAAAAAUUUUAAGAAUAGGUAGAAUGGAUGAUUUUUUUUGAAAAAAAGUAAAUCCAUUUUUCUAAAAUUUUUACCAGUGUGACAAUUGUUUUCUGUUCCAUAUCUAACAAGCAAGUUAUACACAAUAAGUAGUCAAAUAUAUCUUGAAGUUCAACAGGAUAUGCAACAGGAAUAAGCCAUGAACUAGUUUAAUACAAUUUAUCAGAUUAAUCAGACUUCAUUAUAAUUAUAUGAUAUUUCCUAAAAUAUAAAAUGUCAGUUUUUAAAUCUGAGAGUCUCAUGGUGAUCAGACUAUUUUAUUUUUCUUUAUGGGUGUAUUUGAAUGCAGUUCCUCAUAGUUGCUUGGCUCUCUUUCACCUUAUGAAUUGUAUUUCACACCUUUUUACAAGCAUUAUUUGGACACUGCUAAAUAUGAACAGAAAGCAAUAUUUAGAAACUUGCAAACAUUUGUUGCUUGAUGGAGAGCAAGGGAUGUGCGACUGGGAGGCGGGGUGUAGACAGGAAGAGAUGGGUCCAUCUUGAUUCACAAAGGGGGGUACAGCUGGCACUUCCAUAGCGGCUUCCCUGUGGCAUCUGCAGGUGCUCAUGGCCUGUCAAUCACUCCUGGACCAUGAGCGAGGCCAGUCGCUUGUGCACGGAGGUGGCGCAGAUGUGAAGACCCCACUGUGCCAUCUCAGAAAGACAGAGAACGGCCAGGGAAACAUGAAGGGAGAAAUCAGAAUUGCAAAGCAUACACCUCAUUCUCUGUUGAUGAAAAACUCUGGAUGUGAUGGCCAUGUUGCAGAACGUGUUCACCGAUCCAUCAAGUCAGCGCUGUCUGCCUUGCAGCCUCUCUCAGCCGGCGUGCGCUGGCCUUUCUCCCUCCUGCGACUCCUUCCUUCCCCCUACCCCUCCAUUUCUUUUUCUUUCCUUUUCUUUUCCCAUCAUGACUCUCUCCUCCCGUGGCCUUCUCCUUUCACACCACUAAACCUUCCUCUGAGAUCGGAGAUGGUUCUGUGCCUUUCUCAGAACAGCAAUUUUUAAAAUUUGCUGUAGCCUGCAUUAGGAAAAGAAAGGACAUGGGUGGCCCUCGCAGCAUGUCGUUAGGGUUCAAGUUCAUAAAACCUUCAUUCUGCCUUCAUUGUGUGUUCAGAUGUGUUGUUCAACAAGCACAGUAUUCCAGAGAGUCUGCCUGAUGUGUGGAAGAUGUAAGAAGGAAAGAGAUAGUUUCAAAGAUCCCACUUCUGUCCCAGAUGUUCUGAACUGUUCCUUUCUUUUUUUUAAAUUUUUUAAACUUUUAUUUAGUGAAUAUAAAUUUCCAAAGUACAGCUUAUGGGUUACAUGGCUUCCCCCCCAUAACUUCCCUCCCACCUGCAACCCUCCCCUUUCCCUCUCCCUCUCCCCUUCCAUUCACAUGAGGAUUCAUUUUCAAUUCUCUUUAUAUACAGAAGAUCAGUUUAGCAUAUAUUAAGUGAAGAUUUCAACAGUUUGCACCCACAUCGAAACACAAAGUGAAAAAUACUGUUUGAGUACUAGUUAUAGUAUUAAAUCACAAUGUACAGCACAUUAAGGACAGAGAUCCUACAUGAGGAGUAAGUGCACAGUGACUCCUGUUGUUGACUUAACAAAUUGACACUCUUGUUUAUGGCGUCAGUAAUCACCCUAGGCUCUUGUCAUGAGUUGCCAAGGCUGUGGAAGCCUUUUGAGUUCACCGACUCUGAUCAUAUUUAGACAAGGUCAUAGUCAAAGUGGAAGUUAGCUCCUCCCUUCAGAGAAAGGUACCUCCUUCUUUGAUGACCUGGAAAGACCCCUGACAGGAGAAUGGAAAGGACCACACCCUCUGCUAACCAAAGGUCGAGGAUAUGCUUGUGUCUUUCCAGAGAAUGCGGAACAGCCCAGUUGGGUACCAGCCAGAAACAGCAAGCCUGCAACCGACAGCCAACCAGAACCAGCUGAACAAGACCAAGACUCCGCCUUGUUAGCAGAUGCACCUGCCCUAUCAUCCUACCCUGAGGAACUGCCCAUAGCCAUACCUUUUACUGUUUUAUACCCCACUAACUCUGGUCAGCCACUCAAAUGGCCCACAGCCUGUGUGCGGUCAUGCCAUUCUUGAUAACCAUUGUUCCUCAUUCCUACCCCUAUCUGAGCAAGCAAUCCUGUGGUCUCUCGAUUUGAGCUCUGGUUAGUCAAUGACAAGAUCCCCGGGGGACAACCUAAGACAGGCACAGCUGCCUACGGAGACCACAUGGGAAUGGGGUCAACAAUGGUAUGGCCAAGAAUCAUGCCUCCUGUUGCUCAAAAAUAAAUAAAAAGGGGGAAAUGUGGUGGAAUGAGAAGGCCAUGCCAAGGUGGCCACUGGCAAGCGAGUGCCAGUUACCCAGGAAUGGCUUUGAAACCCACCUGGCAACGGAGCCUGCCUGGCAACAGGCUGUGAUUGGUUGGGGCAUAGACCGCCCCUUGACCAGAUUGGCUGGUCUUGCCUAUAUAAGAUGUGGUUCCAACUGUAAUAAACGAGUCUGUGGGCUGCUCGUCUCAAGCCUGCUUUCACCCGA
Messenger RNA from Oryctolagus cuniculus (rabbit), 7688 nucleotides. It is a transcript of the gene FAM124B, whose product is annotated as family with sequence similarity 124 member B. Gene Ontology annotation, cellular component: nucleoplasm. Lineage: Eukaryota; Metazoa; Chordata; Mammalia; Lagomorpha; Leporidae. The record is from RefSeq and is a predicted model, not a curated record. Gene Ontology annotation, biological process: proteolysis. Gene Ontology annotation, molecular function: serine-type exopeptidase activity.